Dentiscutata erythropus is the source of this 879-nucleotide messenger RNA. Lineage: Eukaryota; Fungi; Glomeromycota; Glomeromycetes; Diversisporales; Gigasporaceae. The record is from the annotation of a GenBank genome assembly.
AUGACUCCUUAUGUCUUUAAACGUCGUGCUGACGGUGUUCAUAUAAUUAAUAUUGGCAAGACAUGGGAAAAAUUGAUUUUCGCUGCCCGUAUUAUUACUGCCAUUGAAAAUCCCGCAGAUGUUGUAAUAAUUUCAGCUCGUCCAUAUGGUCAACGUGCUGUAUUGAAAUAUGCUUCGUACACCGGUGCACAGCCUAUUGCUGGUCGAUUUACUCCUGGAACUUUUACGAAUUAUAUUACUAGAUCUUUCAAAGAGCCUCGCUUGAUUAUUGUGACAGACCCGAGGACUGACCAUCAAGCCAUCAAGGAAGCGUCUUAUGUUAACAUUCCCGUUAUUGCAUUAGCUGAUACGGAUUCUCCUCUUCGUUUUGUUGACGUUGCGAUUCCAACCAAUAAUAAGGCCAAGCAUUCAAUUGGUUUAAUUUAUUGGUUGUUGGCUCGUGAAGUGCUUCGUCUUCGAGGUACCAUUGCAAGAGACUCUCCAUGGGAUGUUAUGGUUGAUAUGUUCUUUUACCGUGAUCCAGAAGAAACAGAGAAAGAAACAGAGACCGCACCUGUCGUGGGAGAGAAAACUGUUACUCCAUUUAUGGAAUCUAGUUGGGAGCAACAAGAAGCUCCUACUGAUUGGGAUGCGUCUGGCAUAACAGCACCUGGUGGUGUUAAUCCUUCUGUUGCCAUGGUUGCUACUGCUAAUCCAGUAACUACUGGGGAUUCAAAUUGGGAUACACAAGAAACUGAAGAACCUGGUGGAUGGGGCGAGAGUACUUUUGAUUCUUCAUAUGGAGAGACUGCUACUGGUGCACCUUUUGGUGGUGACCCUAGUGGUAAUUGGGCGGAUGAACCAACAGAAAAUGUUAAUCAGGGAGAAGGCUGGGAUUAA